Strongylus vulgaris is the source of this 1838-nucleotide messenger RNA. Lineage: Eukaryota; Metazoa; Nematoda; Chromadorea; Rhabditida; Strongylidae. The record is from the annotation of a GenBank genome assembly.
AUGAUUGAGUUUUGUGUUCCUAUCUUGGAUCAUGAGAUCUUGCAACAGUCUCAUGAUCCAUGUGAGGUUGAAGGGGCCUUGCGCAUGAUUGGUGAACUAGAUCAACAGCUCACUAAAAGCAAGAUUAUCGAAGGUGUCAUCCAGUUAAUGUGUAAUGCCAAUGAAGAACUUCCUGUGAAAGUAGAAUGUGCUCUUGCAAUCCAGAGCUUCUUAGAGAACCAAGAAAGAGCUCAUGCAAUUGUCAAACCGCAUGUUCGUUCGCUCGUUCUUCAAAUCCUGGAAAUCGUGUCGAAGGCUCAAAUCGAUGAUGUGAUUAGCGUUGUAGACGAGUUGUUGGAGCAAUUUGUGGAAGAUAUCAUACCGGUGGCUUCCGAAGUAGCUGAGCAUCUGUCAAAUCUUUUCUUGGAAAUUCUUACUAGCGAUGAGAUCGACGAUAGGACUCCAGCCCUGAAUAGCAUUAUUCCUACUCUAACCAAUAUUCUUGACCUAGUGGAGGAUCAUCGAGAAAUUAUGGUUCAUGUGGAAGCAAGUGUCCUGAAGCCUAUUAACUGCAUCCUAACAGCAGGCCAUAUCGAAUUCUACGAGGAUGUCGUUGUUCUUCUACAAUCCCUUCUCCAAACGUACGUGAGCGAACCGAUGUGGGGUGUCUAUAACGAGCUGUAUAAAGUGUUCAAGACUACGGAUAGACAGUCUAUUCUACCGUUUUCUGAUAUUGCUCAUGUGCUACACAUGUACAUUGUUGUCGACAACGAAAGCUUUCUGGCUUUCCCUGAACGCAUGGCGGCCAUGAUUGACAUGUGCCAGAUGACACUCCAGGAUGAUGAUGCCGGCGAUGAAGAUCAUCUCUAUGCCGCGAAAAUACUGGAAACCAUAAUACUUGAAUGUGGAAGUCAUGCGGCAGAGGUUGUGCCUACUAUCAUUGUAAUGGUGUUGCGCCGUCUCAUGAAAGCUUGUACUAAAGAAGGCCUUUCUGAGCUCAGGCCGCUGCUGUUCCUUGUCGUAGUUGCUGCGAUGUACACAUGUACGGAAGUGUUUUUAAACUACAUUUCCCAAGUGUCUGACCCAAAUGAAAAUGUGCUGAACUACAUCCUAGAAGAGCUUGUCGAAACGAAUAAGAAGUUUGAAGGAAUCCACAACAGAAGACUGGCAUUGUUUGGAAUCUGUGUUCUUAUUCUGGUGCCGGCCCCUAGGCGUCCUUCUCUGGUUUCUUCUGAUCCCAAGAAGGUAUUGGAGGCAUGCUUGUGCAUUUUCGAUUCCCUCCAGCGUGCGCUAAAAUUGCAGGCGCAGAACCGCAAAGACGAAGAAGAAUCGGAUGAAGAGUCUGAGGCUGAAAGCGAUGACGAAGGUGACACUGUACCUAAUCCGAAGAAAGCAGGACGUCGUCGCAAGGUGCAAUCUGAACAUUUGUCAGAUGAUGAGGAUGAAAUUGAUGAGAUGUCACUGGACUACAUUGAUGCUAUGGCAAGAGAAUGCAGACGUGAAGCUGGUGACGGCGGAAAUGGAGAUGAUGGUGGCGAUUCUGACAGUGCCAUUGAGUCUUCAGAUUACCAGGAAACUGAUACGGAACAAUUCGCGACUAAGUUUGAUGAGGAAGAUGGACCUGAUGUCUUCAUCUUUUUCAAGGAAACAAUGGAACAGUUUGAAAGGCGUGAACCCGAUCUUUUUGCUGCGAUGGUUAGUAAUCUCACGCCCGAAGUAGCUGAAUCACUGCAAAACCUUAUAAAGGUUUGCGAACAGCACGUAAGAUCUGAGGAGUCGAAGCGUGUAGAACAAGCGGGUGGAUACAACUUCAACCCGACCGCGGCUGUACCAGCAUGUUUCAAUUUUACAAAGUAAAC